Pochonia chlamydosporia 170 is the source of this 969-nucleotide messenger RNA. Its product is annotated as tetratricopeptide repeat domain-containing protein. The transcript has 4 exons. Gene Ontology annotation, molecular function: protein binding. NCBI's taxonomy places the organism in Eukaryota, Fungi, Ascomycota, Sordariomycetes, Hypocreales, Clavicipitaceae. Bases 1 to 969 code for a protein of 322 amino acids. Gene Ontology annotation, cellular component: EMC complex. Gene Ontology annotation, biological process: protein folding in endoplasmic reticulum. The record is from RefSeq and is a predicted model, not a curated record.
AUGGCACAAUCAUUACUCCAGCCAGUCGGCAGCCUCUCGCCUGCUGAGACUCUGAAAUUGGCCCAACAAGCACCCGAGAUUCUACGAAAGAACCCCAGAGCAUUCUCGGCCUCGCCUCUAUCCUCCCUCUUCUCAGCUCCAGAGACCGCCGAUAUUUGGACGAUAUAUGAAAACUUGAUGAUCGCAUGCCUUCGGACGGGUGACGAUGAAGCUGCGAACGAAUGCCUGGAACGAAUAGUCACCCGAUUUGGUGAUAGGCAUGAUCGCGUGUUAUCAUUAAAGGGGCUGGUGAAGGAGGCGACCGCUGCCAACAAUACAGAGCUGGACAAGAUUUUGGAGGAAUACGAUGCUCUCCUCCAACAGAACGAUGCAAAUAUUCCUAUUUGGAAGCGCAAAAUAGCUCUUCUCCGAUCCAUGGGCAAAGUCCCUGAAGCUGUCACAGCGCUAAACGCCUUCCUUGAUGUUUGUCCUACCGAUCCAGAAGCAUGGGCCGAGUUGGCCGACAUGUAUGUCACUCAAGGACUGUACGCUCAAGCCAUUUAUGCAUUGGAAGAAGUUCUCGUAUUUUCGCCGAAUGCCUGGAACAUUCAAGCCCGACUGGGCGAAGUGUCGUUAAUGGCUGCUGCGUCAGCGUCAGAAGGAGGUCCGCAAAAGCACUAUGCAGAAGCGGUGAAGCGCUUCUGUCGUAGCAUAGAGCUUUGCGAAGAUUAUUUGCGCGGAUACUACGGCCUGAAGCUUGCGACGGACAAGCUUCUCCAAAAUGCACCCAAGUCCAAAAAGGACCCAGAUGGAUUUCCCCUACCGGACCAAUCGACCAUUGAGAAGCUGAACCAAGCCGCCACCGAGAAGCUGGGCGAAAUUGUGCGUCGUAAUGGGGCCAAGGAAAAGCUGUGGCAAGGUUACGACGCCGGCGAGAUUGCUGCAGCUCGAGAACUUUUAGACAGCUCAUCUGCCAAGGUGGUUCGGUAA